AUGGAGCAAUCUCAAUCCCUUGUUCCGCACUCUAUUCUCAAUAGAGUUACUGGGAGGUCCAAGACAGAUGCUGUGGUAGAGCUUGAAACGGCAGUUGCCCAGUUCCAGGCCCGGCUUCAGGACGAUGAGAGAAUCAGGCUGCAGAGCCUGAAAACAACCCCGCAUGAUAUUCAGGGCGUCAUCGUCUUCACAGCUGAGCUUGACCGCUCUGAUCCAACGCGGAGAGGCAAGAGUGUUGCGACGAGGCUGUCGUCGUUUCUUCAAACGAUCCAGCAAUUUUUUCCAGCAAUAGAUGCUUUCGUGUCUUCAAACCCAGAACUGGCAGCUUUGAUUUGGGGGUCUGUCAGAUUGACCUUUCUGAUACUUAGUAAUUUCCUCUCAUAUUUUGAGUCUUUCGUGGAACUUCUGCAUGGCUUUAGUGGCCUCUAUUCCAGAUUCUCCGAAUAUCAAACAUUGUUCAAAACCUCUACUGAACUACGAGACUCGAUAUGUCGAUUCAAUACAGCUAUCAUCACGUCCUGCGAGAAGAUUGUUGCCUUGGCACACCGACCAAAAAUGUCUCAAAUUGCGAAGGCUUUAACAAGCUCGUUCCAAUCAGAGAUGCGGCCGUACAUUGAUGCCGUCAAAGAGAAGGCAGAAGAUGUCCAGCGUGACAUUGAACUUGUAAAAGCAAAGACCGACCGUCAUGAGCAGAAGGUGCAAAAAAGGGAACGAGAAGAGGCGUCUGAAAAUCGAAGCCUGGUAGUUUCAAGCCUGUCUAAGAACUGGAAGCAGUUGAGUAAAGUCAGGAAAGACUUCAGGAAAGCAUCCACUGGACGAAAGCAACGGCAAUCUCUCGAUGGAUUGAGCAAUUAUAAUCGAUACAUCACAAAUCUGAACAGUGCUCGGAACAAACGCCAUUUACAGACUGCGUUUUGGAUUUUUGAGACACAGGAGUUCAAAGACUGGUAUGCUCUGAAAGAUGCACCUGUUUUGCACAUCACAGGCAAGAUUGGAUCUGGAAAAACCAUCCUAUCAUCUCGCGUCAUAGAAUUUAUCAAUGACAAGCAAAGUGAAUCCGAAGUCGUCUCUUUCUUCUUCUCCCGCUUCGAUGACUUUGCGAGUCUCGACUGUGAUACUAUACUCCGGUCACUGGUCUCUCAACUCGUCUCACGCCCCUCCCUAACCAAGAUCAUUGAAAGAGAGAAUUUAUACAAUGACUUAGAGUUGGCGAGAGACCAAUGCUAUUCCCGUGAAUCAUUGAAGAAACUAUUUCAACGUUCGAUAGGACUGAUCGAAAAGUGGUUCAUAGUCCUGGACGGCAUCGACGAGUGUAACGCAGAGGAGCGACGGGGGCUGUUUGAGUUCUUAUCAGAUCUUGUCGCACACAAAGACACAUCUGGAAAAGUCAAAUUACUGCUAUCCUGCAGGGAGACGCUCAAUCACGACAUCAGAAAGUGGUUUCCCUCACCGUUACAUGUUGUAACAGGGUCAACGAAAACUAGUCAAGACAUAUUGACAUAUGCUGAAGAUAUACUCCGCGCCAAGCUCUCGAAGGGCGAACUCGUCCUCGGCGACAUCGACCUUGCUGAAGAGAUUCUCCAGUCAAUUUCAAUAAAAGAACAGGGAAUGUUCCUAUGGGUGUUUCUUUCUAUUGAGGACAUUUGCAGUCGAAAAAGUGAUGCGGACAUUGCACAAGCACUCGAAACAUUACCUUCUGAGCUUAAUGUUACCCUUGAUCGGGCACUUGAACGAAUAUCCCGCCACAAUAAUGCAGAAAUUGCCAAAGCUAUUUUUCGCUGGACAGCAGUCGUGCGCGAACCAUUGAAGAUUGACCAAUUGCGGGAAGCACUGUCGAUAAAAAUUGGGGCCAAAGUGAUUGACCCCCAAUCUCAGAUCAAUGGCAUCGAAAGACUCACUCAGUGGUGUGAGAAUCUUGUGCGUAUUGAAGAAGAAGACGAUACUGUUCGUUUCAGCCAUCAUUCAAUUCUUAACUAUUUAUCCCAAAUGGAUUCUGGACUAUGGAAAGAAUUUCACAUCGACUACCAACAGUCAGAUCAUCAUGUCGGCCAAGUUUGUCUGACUUAUCUGAAUCUUAAAAGUCCUUCCACGGCACUCCAGCGUGCCAGACACGGAAGUUCUAAUGAUCCAUUCCAACCACCAACAAUCAAUUUCCCCAUGACAGCAAUUGCCCGGCAAGCCAUGAAGGAAGUCGCCACAAGCGGCGUUGGGGCAAGGGCUGGCAAGCUAAUGGACGGUGCUAUUCAAUUGAGAGAAAUGGCCCAUUCGUCUCGAUUCUCUAACACCCAGGCGGUGAUAGACGUCGAAUACCCAUUGACGUCCCAUUUCCCAUUCCUUCAGUACGCGGACACAUACUGGCAGAGUCAUAUUCGAUUCUUGACUUCGGAAUCGCAAUGUUUUCCACUUCUUGUAGGUAUGGUAGAAGGCAGCCUUCUUGCCCACAAAAUGCCUUGGAUGGACAAGAAGUGGCGUUCUUCCACGGCCAAAGAGGUGAUAAGUCUUUAUGAAUUCGACUUCGACCGUCAGGCUUCGCCAUUCUACGCUGUCAUCUAUGCAAAUACCAUCGGAAGCCACGACUUGCUAUGUCAAGCUACUGCAAUUAUUGAACAACAAAACGUUACGGACGAUGAGCUGACUGUACCAUGGCUUUCGUUCUUGGUAGAAGAAGGACAUCUUGAAUGCCCUAGAAACUGCGUUGCAGAGGCCCAGAAACAUGCUGGUCAUGAUUAUGUCAUCAACUGUAUAACACAAUACAUAGCUGAUGGUAUCCCGGAAUGGCCGGCUCUUGUUAGAAGCCCUGGAACGUCUUGUGAAUGUUCGACUUAUUUCAAAAAAAGUGGUAUCUAUGAAGAUCUACGUUUCGUUCUUGUUGAUGGGUACAGAAGGAGUUCACAUCCCUUACUCCAAAUAUUCUCCGGGGCGUUUUGGGGUAGCCUUACAAAAGAAGGGCUAGAGAUGCUUAGCCAAGAGUUCAACCUCACAGAGCUCGAUCUGUUGAGGGCCAGGACCAUCUCUGGAAAGAGCAUACUUGAUUGCCAGGCCGAGAAGGCAGAAUGUCUCAAGCCAGGUUAUGAUUCUCACAAACCACAUCAGCUACUUCUUGACAUACUUGACCGUGAGGACGUUGUAGCACAUGCGCAAGAAAUAGGGUUUGGACUUGAUGAACUGCGAGACUUACUAACAAAUGGACUACGGUGGGCAUAUCGAAAAACAAACGACGAGAUGGGAAAGCAUUUAUCGAAAAUUGUUCAGAACCUAACUCUUUCUGAAACAGAUCGAAUAACAUUCAACGUUUGCAUCUUUGACAUCGCAGAGCAGACAAUAAGGGAAAAAACAAAACGACAAAUCAUGGAGUUUGUGGCUGAGGCAUCAGUAAUAUUUUACCUGCAGUCCGCAAAUCGCCUGGCACGUUUCCCUGAGGAAAGUGUUUGCGUCAGCUUUGAGCAAGCACUAAAAGCUACAAAUUGGAUACUGGCAAAAACUUUGGCAGAUAAGCUACCACGGUUGUUGGCGAAUACCAUCUCGAAUCAACGCGCGGGUAUAUUGUUUGCGAUUUUGACUUGUCGUCGGUGCAAAGUGAAGGAGGAUCAUAGUGUCAGUAUCUCGAACUGGCGACUGACUCUUUGUCAACCUCAUCGUGAACAAGCCAGGGAAUCAUCACGCUCAGGAGUCAAAGCGGUCGAGGAUUGCGAAAGUGAAUACAUUGACCUUCUCAAGCGUCUCGGAACAGAGGGUAGUUUAGUCAGUUACCUGGAUUAUUCGUAA
Messenger RNA from Fusarium venenatum, 3765 nucleotides. RefSeq lists its product as uncharacterized. The record is from RefSeq and is a predicted model, not a curated record. Lineage: Eukaryota; Fungi; Ascomycota; Sordariomycetes; Hypocreales; Nectriaceae.